This is a messenger RNA of Drosophila miranda, 2507 nucleotides long. Its product is annotated as neurogenic protein mastermind. NCBI's taxonomy places the organism in Eukaryota, Metazoa, Arthropoda, Insecta, Diptera, Drosophilidae. The record is from RefSeq and is a predicted model, not a curated record. The transcript has a single exon. Bases 21 to 818 code for a protein of 265 amino acids.
CUAGCCUAAGUAGCAAUACUAUGACGACAACAAUAAGCAAGCAAGAACUACAACAACAGCAGCAGCAGCAUCAGGCCAUCACCAUCCGCAGCAGCUCGAUGACAGUCGCAGGAGGAGGAGCAGGACCAGGAGCAGCAGCAGGAGCGGCACCUCUUCCCUCUCAGUCACAAUUUGACACGCUCAACAACAACUACGGCAGCAGCCUCACUAACACCAAUACCAAUACGAACAUCAGCGAGACACCGCCACGUCGCUCCCUGCUCAACUUCAAGUCCCUGGACUUUCACAUCAAAUCCCUCUACAGCGGACUGCGCACCGGCAGCACAAGCCCCGGCAAUGCGAACAGCUCUCCGGGUGGUGUCCAGGUGUUAGCGGCGGACGGAGGCCAGCGACGGCUGCCGUAUUUGCGCAUCGAGAGCGUUGAUCCAGACGGAGAGCCGUGCGCGGGACCAUCCUCCAGACGAGAGUCGGUUGUGGGUCAGCGAUUGCAGGUCUCGCCCAGCCUCCUCUCUCCAUACAGCGGCGGAGGUGCAAGUGGAGGUGUGGGAGGGGGUGGAACAGGAGCCAGCCUGCUGAUGCCCUCAUCGGAUGGUUCAACCAUACGCCGCUCCUCCACCUCCGACAUUGUGGCCUGCCGUCGUGGCGGCGGAUCCCAGGACAGUCGCCGGCCCAGCACUUCGGAUCUGCUGCGGCGUGCCAGGGAGAGGCGUGGCAGUGAGGCCCGCAUGGGGCGCAGUGUCUCGCACGGCGGACUGACGCGAGGUGGUGGCUCCUUUGGCGGGGGCCUGGGUGGAAGACGCACCAGCAUGGCCUUCUAAAUGAGAGAAGCGAAGCGAGGCAGGAGAUGAAAUCAGAAGUCGGCUGAUUAAAUGGCGCUUAUGAAUUUUUAUCUAGAGAAAAAAACAUAAAAAAAAUAUCAGCGUGUAAGAAAACAAUUUUUUUUCCGUCGAUCUAUCAUUAUUAUUGUUAUACUUAUAAUUGUUAUUCCUCGAAUGAAGAGAACUCAAGUUAAAAACUUCAAAAUGCGUAUUGUAGAUUAAUGGAUGGCACGACGAAAAGCUGAAACGAACAUUACAUCAAUCUAUCUAUCUAUCUACCUAUCUAUCUACCCCUAUCAGUCAGUCAAUCUACUCCCCGUUUCUGCCGGCACUUUCAUCUAAUGUGCGCACCUUGAUCAUUGAAUCUCUCAAUCCAUCUAUCUGUCUCUCAAUCUAUAUAUUUCUUUGUUUCACUGCUCUACGGCCCCCCGCUCAUAGCAUCGACCCCAAAGUUUUAUGACAAUAUUAGAUCCUAACUAUCGUAAACUAUCGUAUGGCAAAGCAAAGCGAAGCUAGGCAAAGAAUUUCCGCUCUCAAUCUCAAUCGCAAUCUCGUUUCGGUUUUUGAAGAAGGAAGGGAGUGAAGUGGAGUGGAGUAUCGACCCCAUAAUUACCCUAUGUGACAGUCAUAUCAAGCGAAACCCAAAAGCAACCUAAGUGCAUAAGAAAAACAAAAGAAGAGUCCUUUUGAUUAAUCAAUUAGUAAGCUAAAAGAAUCUUUAAGGGAUGGCUGGAUGUUUGGAUGGUUGGCCGGAUGAUGCCUCAUUGCACGAUUGAUAACAAUUUCAGCUAAUAAAAAAAUUCAACUAAUAACAAAAAAACAAAUACAACUAACACAAUGAACAAUUCAAAUCAAAUCUUAUUAUAUAGAGAACAUUAAUAUUAUGAAAUUAUAAUUAUGAUGUAGUUAAAGGAGCAGCAGCAGCAACAUUCAAGCAAGAACAAAAAUGUUUUUUUUUUUUGUUGAAACAAACCAAAAUAUUAUUAUACAAAAUGCCUUUCAUAGCAGAUGCAACAGAAGCAACAAAGUAUAUAUUUUAAAUAAAUGCAGUAUAUACUAAAUAGAUAUAUAUACACACACACACACACACACACAUGCAUAUGCCUAGGUAUUGUGAGGAAAUGGAAGAGCAGGAAGGCAGCAGCAAAUUGUUAUUGAUUGCAUCCCAAUAUCCCAAUAUCCCAUACAUAGACAUAGCCCCCAAACCGCCCCCCAAAAAAAGCGAAAAACUGAAAUUAUUAUAUAGAAAAGUACAUAUUGUAUGUACAUAUGUAUAUGUAGGAGCCCGAUCCCAUGUAACUAUUUUAUCAUCAUUAUCGAGUACAUAAAGUCUUUCUCACAUACGGACUGUGAUUUCAUGUAAAAGUAAAGUAAAACUAAAUGAAUUAAUUAUAUUAAUGAAGAAUUCAAUAAAUUACAUAUUGUAUAACUUAAGCUAAGUUCAUUAGAGAACAAAUACACACACACACAAACACCACAAACACACACACACACACACUCGUGCAAAUAUUAAGAAAACAAAGAGAACAAAAGCAAAAGCGGAAACUAAAUAGCAAUUUUUCAAAUCGAAUGCCAUUAGACAUACUCGUACAUAUACUCGAAACUCUACUAUACAAUUAAUUAAUCAAAUGCGAUUGCCUUAAUAAUGAAUAAUACCAAACAAAAGUGUGAAAAGAAAAAAAAAAAAAA